Messenger RNA from Theobroma umbraticum, 969 nucleotides. The record is from RefSeq and is a predicted model, not a curated record. NCBI's taxonomy places the organism in Eukaryota, Viridiplantae, Streptophyta, Magnoliopsida, Malvales, Malvaceae.
AUGGGUGACCACCGUUUUUCCCGGAGGGAUUGCGUCAUGAAGAAGCAGAGCGUUGUGGAAGGAAAGAAGAGGGAGAGAGGGAAGGAGGAUCCAGAAAUCAAUGCCAUGUUCGAUGCUGUCAAGAGGAGGAGGAAGGUCGAGAAAAGUUCUGAAGAAAUCAGCUUGUUUGUCGAGAAAGUACUGGCUGAGCUCACGAUCGUUGCUGAAGACGAUGCACAGCUCAACAGAGAAGGCCCACCUGCCAUCAACAAGCUCAAGAAGUUGCCAUUUCUUACCGAGGUUUUGUCCAAGAAAAGCUUUCAGCUUCAGUUCUUGGAUCAUGGGGUCCUUACUGUCUUGAAGAACUGGCAAGAGCCCCUUCCUGACGGCAGCCUGCCGAAUGCCAAUAUCCGUGGAGCAGUUCUGAACAUCCUGGCAGAUUUUCCGAUCGAUUUAGAGCAAGAUUACCGACGAGAGCAGUUCAAGAGGAGCAGUCUUGGAAGGGCGAUUAUGUUCCUAUCGAAAUAUGAGGAGGAAACAGUUUCCAACAGAAGGAUCGCUAAGGAUUUGAUCCACAGAUGGAGCCGAAGCAUCUUCAACAAGAGUACAAGGUUCUCUGACCUGAGAAAUGAUGAUGAUGAUAUUCAUGUUCCCGUGAUGCAAAAGCCUGUGAGCAAACCUGCAAUGGCGGAAUUAAAGGCUUGUGAUUUGGACGUCAGUGUUGCCAAGGAGCAUAAGCUAAGUUCCCGAUCAUCUUCCAUGAGGCAACAUGUUACAAGGCCCGAGCCAGCUUCACUUGUUUAUGCAGUACGUCCCCAAUCUAAGUACAACCCAGAGAUAGCCAGAACUUCUUCUAGACAACAACGAGUACAAGGAGACUCUCGCCAAAGGAUAGAGCAUAGGUUGAAGCAGUUGAAAGCAUCCAGAAAGAAGCCGCUGCAAGCUGCAAAGCUUAGUGCUGAGGGUCGUCGUACGCUCCUAAGUGUGUGA